AUGGCCAAAUCGACGAGAUCAAAAGUCAAACGCUCUUACCGACACAAGAAGAGAGAAGAAGGUGUCUACGCUGCCACAGAAGCCGCACGACUCAAUCGCAUGAAUGCCAAACUCCUUGCUGUCGCUGCAGCGCCGAAACCAUUGGUAGAAGAAGAAAAAGACGCCGAUGAUGAAGACGAGAUGCGAGGUUGGUAUAUGUUUGCAGCCUUCGGAAUCAUGGAUGCAGAUACUAUCACCCCCGAGCGUCAGGAGAUGUUCCGAGUCGAUGGACUGCGGACAUCCGAAGAAGAUAAGGCUCAGGGUACUGUCGAGGAGAAUACAGCCCCAAUGGAUAUCGUAGGCGAUGCGCCGACACGCAUCUCUACACACGGUCCUCGUGGUUCACGCAGAGAAGAAUGGAGGAAAUCGAAAGGCAUGGAACCCAGACCCAAGCGCCACGGGACGAACCGACAAGGUGUCCCAGUCGCAACUAGAAAGGCUGGUCGAUCCCAGCGACGGAGAUAG
Messenger RNA from Pleurotus ostreatus (oyster mushroom), 504 nucleotides. RefSeq lists its product as uncharacterized. The record is from RefSeq and is a predicted model, not a curated record. Gene Ontology annotation, cellular component: preribosome, large subunit precursor. The transcript has 3 exons. The coding region runs from base 1 to 504 and encodes 167 amino acids. Lineage: Eukaryota; Fungi; Basidiomycota; Agaricomycetes; Agaricales; Pleurotaceae.